GCAAGUUACUUACAUUUUUCUCUCUUCCUCUCAAUUAAAGGUUGAAGAUUGUGCAGUGAGGAAGCGUGUUUUUAGUUAUGACGAACUCUUAUGCACACACCAUUGAGCCUCUGGACCCCCAGAAGCCCGACCACAAGUUCUUCAACCUUAAAAAGCUCAAAGACCCCAGAUAUGACCAGCUUCCCUUCUCCAUCCGUGUGCUUCUGGAGUCUGCGGUGAGGAACUGUGACGGGUUCCUGGUGAAGAAAGAGGAUGUGGAGAAGAUCCUCAACUGGAAGGUGACGCAGAGUCAGACCGUGGAGGUGCCUUUCAGACCGGCCCGCGUCAUCUUGCAAGACUUCACGGGUGUUCCUGCAGUGGUCGACUUUGCUGCCAUGCGUGAUGCAGUGAAAAAACUACAGGGCGACCCCGAGAAGAUUAAUCCAGUCUGUCCGGCAGACCUUGUCAUAGAUCAUUCCAUUCAGGUCGACUUCAACAGGAAGUCUGACAGCCUUCAGAAAAACCAAGACCUUGAAUUUGAAAGGAACAGAGAACGAUUUGAGUUUUUGAAGUGGGGUUCUAAAGCAUUCCGGAACAUGCGGAUCAUUCCGCCGGGCUCAGGAAUAGUCCAUCAGGUCAAUCUGGAAUACCUGGCCAGGGUCGUGUUUGAGCAGGACGAAUACUACUAUCCAGACAGUCUGGUGGGAACGGACUCUCACACUACCAUGAUUGAUGGGCUGGGAGUGCUGGGCUGGGGUGUUGGAGGUAUCGAGGCGGAGGCGGUCAUGUUGGGUCAGCCGAUCAGCAUGGUGCUGCCAGAGGUCAUCGGCUACAAACUACAGGGAACGCCCAACAAAUAUAUCACCUCCACUGACAUAGUGCUUACUGUUACCAAGCAUUUGCGGCAAGUUGGUGUGGUUGGAAAAUUUGUGGAGUUUUUUGGCCCUGGUGUUGCUCAGCUGUCUAUCGCAGACCGCGCCACCAUCGCCAACAUGUGCCCUGAGUAUGGAGCCACCGCUGCCUUCUUCCCUGUAGACCAGAUCAGCAUUCAUUAUCUGAAGCAGACGGGGAGGGAUGCAGAGAAGCUGAGUUACAUAGAAAAGUAUCUGAAAGCGGUGGGCAUGUUCAGAGACUACAGCAACACCGCUCAAGAUCCACAGUUCACUCAGGUUGUUGAGUUGGACCUCAGUACGGUCGUCCCCUGCUGCAGCGGUCCCAAGCGGCCACAGGACAAAGUGGCUGUAUCAGAGAUGAAGCAGGACUUUAAAACGUGUUUAGGGGCCAAGCAAGGCUUCAAAGGAUUCCAGGUGGCUCCUGAGCGCCAUGAUGUUCGAGUGUCCUUCCAGUUUAACGGAGCGGAGUAUUCUCUGUCUCACGGAUCCGUGGUCAUCGCAGCUAUUACCAGCUGUACUAACACCAGUAACCCCUCAGUCAUGCUGGGAGCAGGUCUGUUGGCGCAGAGGGCUGUAAAGGCUGGUCUCAGUGUCAAGCCGUACAUAAAGACCAGUCUGUCUCCAGGCAGUGGAGUGGUCACAUACUACCUUAAAGAGAGCGGGGUCAUGGACUUCCUCUCACAGUUAGGUUUCGAGGUUGUUGGUUACGGCUGCAUGACCUGCAUUGGAAACAGUGGACCCCUUCCAGAGCCGGUUGUAGAGGCGAUUACUCAGGGUGAUUUGGUUGCUGCGGGUGUCCUGUCUGGAAACAGAAACUUCGAGGGUCGCGUCCAUCCCAACACACGAGCCAAUUACCUGGCCUCUCCUCCUCUGGUCAUUGCCUAUGCUAUAGCAGGCACAGUGAGAAUAGAUUUCGAAAAAGAGCCUUUGGCCGUGAACUCUCAGGGAAAAGAGGUUUUCCUGAGGGACAUCUGGCCCACGCGAGAGGAGAUCCAGGCGGUGGAGAGACAGUUUGUCAUUCCUGCCAUGUUUAAGGAGGUCUAUGAGAAAGUUGAGAAAGUGAAUGAACGCUGGAACUCCCUGAAAGCUCCUUCUGACAAGCUGUAUGCCUGGGAUCCCAGUUCUACUUACAUUAAAUCCCCUCCUUUCUUUGAUGGACUGACCCGGGAGCUGCAGACACCAAAGUCCAUAACCGACGCGUAUGUGCUGCUCGAUUUGGGAGAUUCUGUGACCACAGACCACAUCUCGCCCGCUGGAAACAUUGCUCGUAACAGUCCUGCUGCACGAUACCUGACCAGCCGCGGACUCACCCCGAGAGAGUUUAACUCGUACGGUUCUCGUCGAGGGAACGAUGCAGUCAUGGCUCGAGGCACAUUUGCCAACAUCCGCCUUCUUAACAAGUUUAUAAACAAGCAAGCGCCAUGCACCAUCUACCUUCCUACUGGGGAGACGAUGGAUGUAUUUGAUGCUGCAGAAAAAUACCAGCAGGCUGGUCAUCCUCUCUUGAUUCUGGCGGGCAAAGAGUAUGGAUCAGGAAGCUCUAGAGAUUGGGCGGCUAAAGGGCCUUUCCUGCUGGGCAUCAAAGCUGUGCUGGCGGAGAGUUACGAGCGCAUUCAUCGCAGUAAUCUGGUUGGGAUGGGCGUCAUCCCUCUGGAGUAUCUGCCGGGUGACAGCACUGAAAGCCUGGGGCUCAGCGGCCGCGAGCGAUACACUGUGAUCAUUCCUCCACAGAUCACGCCCAGAAUGACCGUCGACAUCAAGCUGGACACAGGGAAAAGCUUUCAGGCUAAGAUGAGGUUUGACACAGACGUGGAGCUCACGUACUUCCAUCACGGCGGCAUCCUCAACUACAUGAUCCGCAAGAUGUCCGAAAACUGACACCACACCACGUCUUCAGGACGAUCCCCUCGAAACGCACAUAUCAUGCACCCUCUGGAUGCUUGUUUUGUCCCGUCAGUGUUUUAGCUUCUCCUUUAAGAACCAGCUGAUGUGUUGUUUAGUUAUAAAUGUACUGUAAUGUUUGCUGUAGAUGAUGGCUAUGAGUUUGGUGGACGUUCUGUGGGAGUGAAGGGCAAGUUUAACCUUCUCCACUCUAAUCCUACCUCAGCAUCUUCAUCAUGGUUAUUCAUCUUAUUAAUUACUGUACUUACACUAAACUUUGACACAAGUUCCUUGCAGGUUAUGCAUGCUGCGUUUGUGUUAAUUAUAAUAGUAUAAACGUUAUGCACAGUCAUUUUUAUGUUUUGUUUUAUUUUUUUUAAGAUGCACCAAUGAUUCCGUUUCAUCACUGAUUUUUAUUUUUUGCAAUGGUUAUGCAUUAACUUCAUACUGAAAUGCUGAAGAAAAUGUAGUUUAAAACAAAUAUUGCAUCAGAUAAAUCCCUUUAACAGCUGUCGAAUAUGAAUGGCAUGAUACACAUUUGAAAGUGCCUGUAUUUUCACAUAUUUUGUAUAUAAUCUCUUGAAACCAGCCUGUGCACGUCUCAU
This is a messenger RNA of Sinocyclocheilus rhinocerous, 3358 nucleotides long. It is a transcript of the gene aco1, whose product is annotated as aconitase 1, soluble. The transcript is spliced from 20 exons. NCBI's taxonomy places the organism in Eukaryota, Metazoa, Chordata, Actinopteri, Cypriniformes, Cyprinidae. The record is from RefSeq and is a predicted model, not a curated record. Bases 78 to 2750 code for a protein of 890 amino acids.